ACCACGCCCCCUCGCGUCCACUUCCUGUAAACAAAGCAGCAGCAGCUGUCUGUCAGCUCGGUUCCCGUGUUUUCUCACAGUCUGUCUCUCUCUCCGGUACUUUCGACCAUGGCUCAGGCCGGAGUGGUUCUGGACAAGGACCAGUUCAACUGCCCGAUAUGUCUGGACGUCCUGCGGGACCCUGUGACCAUCCCGUGCGGACACAGCUACUGCUCGGGCUGUAUCCAGAACUACUGGGACCAGGACGACUACCUGGGGGUCUUCGUCUGUCCUCAGUGCAGGCAGAACUUCAACCCGAGGCCUCCUCUGGCCAGAAACACCAUGCUGGCGGACGUGGUGGAGAGNUUUAAAAAGACAGGACUCCAAGAGACGACGGCGACCACUUCAAAUCAAAGUUUAGCCCAGGACGGCGACGUGGAGUGCGACGUGUGCACCGGGAGGAAACACAAAGCUGUCAGGUCUUGUCUGGUGUGUCUGGCCUCGUACUGCGACCUCCACGUCCAGCCUCACUACGAGUCUGCUGCCUUCAAGAAACACAAGCUGGUGCCGGCCACCAAACAUCUCCAGGAGACCAUCUGUGGCCGACACGACAAGCUGCUGGAGGUUUACUGCCGCACCGACAAACAGUGCAUCUGUUACCUGUGUCUGACUGACGAGCACAAAGGGCACGACACGGUGCUGGUGGAGGCCGAAAUACAGCAGAAGCAGACGCAGCUUGGUGACAUGAAGCAGAGCUUUAAGCUGAGGAUUCAUCAAAGAGAAAAGGAGGCUCAAGAGUUGAGACAAGCUAUGUUCUCUCUCACUCGCUCUGCUCGGACAGCAGCCGAGGAGAGCGACGCCAUCUUUACCGAACUGAUCCGGUCGAUCGAGCUGAAGCGCUUUGAGGUGAGAGAGCUGAUCAAAGCCCAGGAAAAGACGGCCGUCAGUCAGGCUGAGCAGGUGCUGGAGAAGAUCCAGAAGGAGAUCGCAGAGCUGAAGAAGAACGAGGCUGAACUGGACAAACUUUCCCACACCGAAGACCACGUCCACUUUCUGCAGAGUUGUCAGUCUCUCCAAGCUCCACCGGCAUUAUCAGUUAUGCCUUCAGUCUCAAACCUCAGCUUUGGCCCGGUUAUGACAGCUGUGGCAGAUUUUAAAGGACUGCUGCAGGAGGUCUGCCAGGGAGGAUUUGUCUGCAUCUACGAGAAAGUGAGAGAUGUAGUCAUUGUAGGUCCUCCAAAUCCUGCCGCACAGCUCAACACAACACAGCCCAGUGAUGGAGAAGCAGCUGUACAAAUGGAAGCAACGCAAGUGAUCCCUUCAUCCGGUCUAGACCAAAGUCCUGUGAACCCUCUGAACCCUUUCCUCUGUCCAGGACCUCUUAUGCCCACGUUUGCCCUCUCACCAUUUGGCUCUAAACUCCCCAUGGGAUCCAGACAGAGGCAUCUUCAGCGACGCUCUCACCCCAGAAGGAAAUAAACCUGUAGUGGACAUUGAUGUUUCACAUGCACCUGCCCCGGCUGAACGUUGUCAUACCUCAACACUCUUUUUUUUGACACUCAUGAGUUGUACAUUUAAUAAUUCAUCUCUUGCCAUCACUUUGUUUUCACCAAUCAACUAUAACUGCAUCUUGUGUUAUGGUGUAGGUAUGAACAAGAAAAUAUACGUGCCACUGAAGACAAUACUGACUUAGUAUUAAGCAGCAUAAGUUGAACUGAACAACUACUACUUAUUCCAGUAUUUGAAAUUUAGUUUGUUUUUAAUACAUUUAUGCUUUUAUACUUUAUUUUUUAACCAAAACCUCAACGUGAUCAUUAUAAUUUACAGAUAUGUGUAAUAAUAUAUUGUAAUUUGUGACUUGCUGUCAUUAAAAAAAACAAACACACCUGUA
Messenger RNA from Larimichthys crocea (large yellow croaker), 1870 nucleotides. RefSeq names its product E3 ubiquitin/ISG15 ligase TRIM25-like. The transcript has 8 exons. The record is from RefSeq and is a predicted model, not a curated record. NCBI's taxonomy places the organism in Eukaryota, Metazoa, Chordata, Actinopteri, Sciaenidae. Bases 109 to 1458 code for a protein of 449 amino acids. Gene Ontology annotation, molecular function: zinc ion binding.